Messenger RNA from Plectropomus leopardus (leopard coralgrouper), 4967 nucleotides. It is a transcript of the gene drosha, whose product is annotated as drosha ribonuclease III. NCBI's taxonomy places the organism in Eukaryota, Metazoa, Chordata, Actinopteri, Perciformes, Serranidae. Gene Ontology annotation, cellular component: microprocessor complex; nucleus. Gene Ontology annotation, molecular function: ribonuclease III activity; RNA binding. Gene Ontology annotation, biological process: pre-miRNA processing; primary miRNA processing; rRNA processing. The record is from RefSeq and is a predicted model, not a curated record.
AGUCCCUCCGAAAGCGUGCACCCAAACAAAUCCCUCAACGUCUUGCACAUUUUCACAAAAUUAUUCGCGUUAAAGACGAUUUACGUCGGUGUAAAUGCACUUUUUUGAGCCAGAAAUGAAGUCGGAAUAACACGCUUCUCUCGCUAAGUGCCCCUCGUCCUCUGAAGUCAUGUCUUUCCAUCAGGAUCGGGGGAGUCCCCGAGGAGGAAUGCCCCCCGGGCAGCACGGCUCCCCUCAGAACUACCGACCCACCAACCUGAGGCCGCCACCUCCCCAGCCUCCUGUUCCCCCGUACCACUACGAUCCUCAGACUCCUCCCACUUCCAGCUACCAUGGAAACUACAUGCCUCCACACUCUGACUUCAUGCAGUACCCUCCGCCAGCACCGUCCCAGCCUCCCAGUUCUCUUAACCAGUGCCCAGUGCGCCCACCGUUCCCCAAGCCCCCCGUCCGGCAGGGCUUCCCUGAACCACCGCCUAAUUUCCCACCUCCUCCCCUUCCCAGCUCCACAGGUGGUCCCACAUCAGGGUCCCAGGUGUCUGCUCAGAAUCCUUACCACCCUUACAUGAUGCCUCCUGUGCCCCCACCUCCAUUACCACACCCACCCAUGCCGCCCCCCAUAGCUUCUCAGUCUAUGAGCUACCACCCUCCGUACUCCAUGAACUACCCCCACCCUCCUCACCCUCCUUUCCCUCCUCCUACCUUCAACCCAGGCUACACUCAGAGCCCCAGCUCUUUCAAACCGAAUCACAACUUCAGGCACGGCGGGCAGUACAAGUACGAGAAGCCCAUGGACAGCAGGAGGUCUCCAGAGAGAGGCUAUCGCCACGAUGACCACCGGCAGAAGGGCUAUGGCUACAGCAGCCAUAGUGAUAGGCAUAAAAUGGAAUUUCCUGGAGAGAGGAAGGACCGCGGGAGGAGUCCAGACAGGCGCGGCCGGCCAGAGGGAGGACGGUACAGGUCAGACUAUGACAGAGGCCGGACUCCUCCCAGACACAGGAGCAGGGAUCGAAGCAGGGAGAGGUAUCGUCACAGAGAGAGUCGGAGGUCCCAGUCGCCCGACAGGCACAGAAAGAGGCCUCGGAGUCGGUCCACAAGCAGAGACAGGAAACGCGGUCGCUGGGAAGAGGAGAGGGACAGAAGGUCGGAGAGCUCCUCGGGCCCGAGCAGAGAGCGCAGCUACUCCUCCUCCGUCAGGAGCAGAGACUCUGAGGAGGCCUUCGCCGACAGAGAGCGGGAGCGAGAGCGGGAACGGGAGCGGGACAGAGAGAAGGAGAAGGAGAAAGAGAAGGGGGACGAUGAGAAGGAGGAAGAAGAGCUGCUGAAACCUGCGUGGAUCCGCUGCACACACGCCGAGAACCAUUACUCCAAUGACCCCAUGGACCAAGUGGGAGACUCCACCGUGGUGGGGACCAGUAAACUGCGGGACCUGUAUGAGCGCUUUGAGGAGGAGCUGGGGAGGAGACAGGAGAGAGCAAAGGCCGCUCGACCGAAAUGGGACCCGCCCAAGACCAAACUGGACGAAGAUCCAGAUGACAGCAGCAGUGACUCAGACUGUGAGUCAGAUGGGGAAGAAAGCACCUGCUCCAGCAGCUCUGACUCAGAGGUUUUUGAUGUCAUCGCCGAGAUCAAGAGGAAGAAAGCGCACCCCGACCGCCUGCACGAGGAGCUGUGGUACAACGACCCCGGGCAGAUGAAUGAUGGUCCCCUGUGUAAGUGCAGUGCCAAGGCCAGACGUACAGGGAUCCGCCACAGCAUCUACCCGGGGGAGGAGCCUGUCAAAGAGUGCCGACCAAUGAACAACAAUGCAGGAAAACUGUUUCACUACAGGAUCACUGUGUCUCCACCCACUAACUUCCUGACUGACAGGCCGACGGUGAUCGAGUAUGAUGACCAUGAGUACCUGUUUGAAGGCUUCUCACUUUUCUCCCACACACCUCUCACUAACAUUCCAUUGUGCCGUGUGAUCCGCUUCAACAUAGAUUACACCAUUCACUUCAUAGAGGAGAUGACACCGGAGAACUACUGCGUCCGAGGCCUGGAGCUGUUCGCCUCCUACUUGUUCCAGGACAUUCUUGAGCUGUAUGACUGGAACCUGACAGGUCCUGAGUUUGAGGCUUCUGGAUGCCAGCGGUUCCAUUUCAUGCCUCGUUUUGUCCGAUUCUUACCUGAUGGUGGGAAGGAGGUGCUGUCCAUGCAUCAGGUGCUGCUCUACCUGCUGCGCAGCAGCAAGCCCCUGGUCCCCGAGGAGGAGAUUGCAGACAUGCUGCAGUGGGAGGAGCUGGAGUGGCAGAAAUACGCGGAGGAGUGCAAGGGCAUGAUCGUCACCAACCCGGGCAUGAAACCCAGCUCGGUGCGUAUCGACCAACUGGACAGGGAGCAGUUCAACCCAGACGUCAUCACCUUCCCCAUCAUCGUUCAUUUCGGGAUCCGGCCUGCUCAGCUCAGCUACGCGGGAGACCCUCAGUACCAGAAGCUGUGGAAGAGCUAUGUGAAACUACGCCACCUGCUGGCCAACAGCCCCAAGGUCAAGCAGAUUGACAAGCAGAAGCUGACACAGAGAGAGGAAGCUCUUCAGAAGAUCCGUCAGAAGAACACUAUGCGCCGUGAGGUGACAGUGGAGCUCAGCAGUCAGGGCUUCUGGAAGACUGGCAUCCGCUCCGACGUCUGUCAGCACGCCAUGAUGCUGCCUGUCCUCACCCACCACAUCCGGUACCACCAGUGUCUGAUGCACCUGGAUAAGCUCAUCGGCUACGUCUUCAAGGAGCGCUGCCUCCUUCAGCUGGCCAUGACUCACCCCAGUCAUCACCUCAAUUUCGGUAUGAAUCCCGAUCAUGCCCGCAACUCCCUCUCCAACUGUGGCAUCCGCCAGCCGAAGUACGGAGACCGGAAAGUCCACCACAUGUACAUGAGGAAGAAAGGAAUCAACACGUUGAUUAACAUCAUGUCUCGUCUGGGGCAGGAUGACCCCUCCCCCUCCAGGAUCAAUCACAACGAGAGACUGGAGUUCCUGGGUGAUGCUGUUGUCGAGUUCCUCACCAGUGUCCACUUGUACUACCUUUUCCCGAAUUUGGAGGAGGGCGGCCUGGCCACCUACAGAACAGCCAUCGUGCAGAACCAGCACUUAGCCAUGCUAGCAAAGAAACUGGAGUUAGAUCGCUUCAUGCUCUACGCUCACGGACCAGAUCUGUGCCGGGAGUCGGACCUGCGACACGCCAUGGCCAACUGCUUCGAGGCUCUUAUCGGUGCUGUGUAUUUGGAAGGAGGCUUGGAGGAGGCCCGGCAGCUCUUUGGUAGACUGCUUUUCAACACUGGGGGCCUACAGGAGGUCUGGCUCAACUACCCACCACAUCCCCUGCAGGUCCAGGAACCUCAGACGGACAGGCAGCUGAUCGAGACGUCCCCCGUCCUCCAGAAAUUGACCAGCUUCGAGGACUCUAUCGGAGUUUUGUUCACACAUGUGCGUCUCCUGGCCAGAGCCUUCACCUUGAGGACUGUGGGGUUCAACCACCUCACCCUGGGCCACAACCAGAGGAUGGAGUUCCUGGGAGACUCGAUCAUGCAGCUGGUGGCCACAGAGUACCUCUUCAUCCACUUCCCAGACCACCAUGAAGGACAUUUAACACUACUCCGCAGUUCGCUGGUAAACAACCGAACGCAGGCCAAAGUGGCGGAGGAGCUGGGGAUGCAGGAGUUCGCUAUCACCAAUGACAAAACCAAACGGCCAGUGGCGCUACGCACCAAGACUCUGGCGGACUUGUUGGAGUCAUUCAUCGCAGCUCUCUACAUUGAUAAAGACCUGGAGUAUGUGCACACCUUCAUGAACGUCUGCUUUUUCCCCCGCCUGAAGGAGUUCAUCCUGAACCAGGACUGGAAUGACCCAAAGUCUCAGCUGCAGCAGUGCUGUCUGACCCUGAGAACAGAGGGCAAGGAGCCCGACAUCCCACUGUACAAGACCCUGCAGACAGUGGGGCCCUCGCACGCCCGCACCUACACCGUCGCCGUGUAUUUCAAAGGGGAGCGAAUCGGCUGUGGCAAAGGCCCAAGCAUCCAACAGGCGGAAAUGGGAGCUGCGAUGGAUGCGCUCGAAAAAUAUAACUUCCCACAGAUGGCUCAUCAGAAGCGCUUCAUCGAGCGGAAAUACAGACAGGAGCUGAAGGAGAUGAGACGAGAGCGCGAGCGGCAGGAGAAGGAGACCGACGAGCCGGAGGAAUGCAGGAAGUGACAGCACUUUUUUUUUUCUCGGAGGCCAAUCAGGACUCGGCUCCACUUUUAAGGAGCUCUGACUGCAGGUGUGGCAGCUGUCCAGGCAACACUUGAUGCCACUAAUUCCUGUAAUAGUUCAGCAAACGAUCAUGGACUGUUUCCCAAAUUCUACUAAAAUAUAGAUGGGACACAGGUGAGGAAAAGGCGGGUCGUCAUGACUCGUGAAAGGACACUUCACCCACAAAACGACCAUUUGUACUUUAGUUACUCACCGUGUGUUGCCUCAAAUUCACAGUUUUUCUCGCAGGCCUCCAAAGUGCAUAGACCUCCCAAAAAUAGUGAAUAUUCUUCAUGAAUUGAAGUAAUUGGAGACUUAACAACACCAAACUUUUACCACAGCGUUCAUACAGACAGGGAAAAGUCGAAUUCAAGGAUUGAAAUUGUUUGCUGCACAGAAUCAUCAGUCAAAACACAUUUAUUUUUGCUAAAAUAUUACAGUAAACUAAACAUCCCUCACUGACUCCGCCCGUAAGCUCCCGCUCGGCUCAGACUUCACAUCGUGAUGAUGUCCCAAAUUUUCCCAGCUUUAAGAAACUUUUACAAAUACAAAGCCACCAUUGCUCAAAAAUUAAUAGUAGAGAGAGUAAUAAUUGUUUGCAGUUCGAGGUGUCCUGUCAAGAAGUCUCUUUUACACAGGGUUCCCACAGUCAUGAUAAACAUUUUCCAGGCCUUGAAAAGUCAUAAAAAUACUAAAAAAAACA